Aplysia californica (California sea hare) is the source of this 1573-nucleotide messenger RNA. RefSeq lists its product as uncharacterized. The record is from RefSeq and is a predicted model, not a curated record. NCBI's taxonomy places the organism in Eukaryota, Metazoa, Mollusca, Gastropoda, Aplysiida, Aplysiidae.
GAUAUAGAGCUGGAGCCAUUGUGGAAUAACCAGACAUGGCCUGCAAACGAAGUCCUGAAGCUGUCUGUAGAACGGGCCAGCUCUAACUGUACAACGAGAUUCUUCCACUGUGGACAGAGCAGUCGGACAGACUCCAGUGUUGACAGCUACUGCACCAUGCUGCAAGAGAGAAAAGACUGCUUGGUGUCUGCUAGUGAUAACCCAACAACGUCUGAUCCGCUCUACUGUUCCCAGAGUGAGUGGCAGCUUAUGAGUGACGCGGCCUGCACGCGCUCUGUGAUCAACUGGCAGGAUGACGACUGGCCAGUGACGACGGCUCUACAACUGACAGCAACGCUUACCUCCCCCGACUGUCAGCGACGGUUCGAAUCCUGUCGAGAGGAUUUUGCACGUGGAAGUGUCAGCAGCUAUUGCCAGCUGAUGGAGGAGUAUAAGUGGUGCAUUGUGGGAGGAAGCAGUACGUGUUCUGAUGACGACUGGAGCAACUUUAAAGACUCUGCGUGUAACGGACACAGUGGGCCAGCCUCUCUCAACAUUGUCACAUUAGCCCUGCUGCUCAUGCUAUCUGCCUUUUUAUUGCGUAACUUUGUUUAGGUGGAGCCUGCCAUCAUAACUUGGAAACAAGAAAGUGGGGGGUUUCUUGUUGCUGUGUGUGUGUGUGGUAGCCUAUCCGUACGAAAUGUUUGGAGCCCCGAAGAGCGUGCUCUUCGCCAGGGUCACCGCCUCCCUUCUUGUUGCUGUUGUUUUAUUUUUGUGGGGUUUUUUAGAAGAUGCACUUCAGAGUGCGUGCACAUUUGUCUGACUGCAUUAUCUGACCGGUUCUGAAAACUUGAGCUCCUUAGAUCGUUCAGGUAUUUCAAACAGAAACAAAGAAAACAUAAUUUAACACUUAAGAAGAAUAAGACAGAAAACGACCCCACUGUCUUCCUGCACAUCAAUAUUGACUGACAAAGUCGAAGUUAUACCAAAUCUGAUAAAAGGCUUCCGAGACAAAUGUGUCAAGCAAGAGUAGAUCUAGCUGUAAAAAUCACACAGCAGCCUGCAAAAUCGCGUCAAAGGUCUGUUUUUACCAACCUUGGAGCUUGGAGUACUUGAGUAAAGUAAGCACAUUGACGCAAUAAUAGUCAUUUGGUGCUUGGAAAAAGUAAGACAUACAAACAGAAACAACAGAGGCAAAGUAAAGAAGUAGGCCCUACCAGGGUCUCCCCCCCCCUCCAACCACCCAUCCACCUUGAAAGAAAGACCCAAAGGCACGAAAAGCCGUGGUAAAGAAAGGCCACAUAUAUUCUCACAACUGGUGAGAAUAGCUCAUGAACCGCUAUUCUCACCCCCACCCCGAUGACAGCAUGAGGCGAGCCUUAAUGUUCUUUAAAGUAAGCUAUAUCUAGAUCUAUAAUUGUGAGGACCCGUAGGUAACAGCUGCGUUCUGCUCUUGACAUUUCGUCCUUACAUAACCCUAGAUCUAGAUCUAGAUCGUUGUUUUUUUUAAUGGGGUUUUUUUCACUGUUGUUUGCUGUUCAUGGUGCGAAAUGGCCUACAUCCAGCCCGUUAAAUAAACUAAAUCUGAAACUUA